UUGCCAUCCCUAGCGCAUUGUGUAUGCAUUACGCAUUUGCGAAAUUUACUAGCAAUACGUUUUUAAAAAUCAAAUUUUACUACAAUUGGAAUCGCGGUGCUUGUGCUCAUACCCUUACCAAUAGUAGACGGCAAACGCGCCACACCUGAGAUAACGUGGCCAUGUACGCCACCAACAAUGGCAGCGUAAAUAAGGCGCCAAAUAGUAAUGCCACAACUAUGUUUGACAACACUAUUACUGUCACGCCGAUUAAAGUGGAGCUCAAUGACACUUUGACCAAGGCAGCGGCCACAACAACAACGCCGGCCCUUCGCCGACCAAACGCUGUAAUUGUCACGUCACAGCAGCUGACAAUGCCAAUGCAAACGGGCUUAUCCGUAACGAAUAGCAGCGUUGCCGGAGCCAAUGCAGGCUAUGCGACAGGCAUUAGUGUGACAUCAACGACACCGACGACGGCGCCAGCAACAAAAGAGAAGCCGACUAAAGCAACGCGCGCCCAAAUCGUACGCAAACCUCCUCCAACGAUUGACAACUUUUGGCCGAACAUCUUGACGGAGGUGAAUAGCAUUGGCCAAGUGGAUGCCAAACAUCAGGUGCUACCCCUGGCGCGCAUCAAGAAGAUCAUGAAACUGGAUGAGAAUGCCAAAAUGAUAGCGGGAGAGGCGCCGUUGCUGUUUGCCAAGGCAUGCGAAUAUUUCAUACAGGAGCUAACCAUGCGCGCCUGGGUGCACACCGAGGAGAGUCGUCGCCGUACGCUACAGCGCUCGGACAUCGCGCAGGCGAUUGCCAAUUAUGAUCAAUUUGACUUCCUCAUCGACAUCGUGCCGCGGGAGGAGAUCAAACCGUCAACCACACAGAAAACCAAAGAGCAAACAAGCUCCAAUGUAUCAACGACGGCGGCAGCAGCUGCGGCGGCUGCUGCUACGGCUGCCAGCGCAUCUGUUGUCAGCAACAACAAUGUCAACGCGAGCUUUACCACCAGCAACGUUGUGGGUGGCGCCACUGUACCUGCGGCUGCGGCGGCGGCUGCGGCUGCCGCUGGCCUUAAACUGGAUCCCAGCGCAGCCGAAGUGCUUGGUUUUAGCACUGUGACUCCAGAUCUGUUUGCGGCGGCAGCGGCGGCGGCCAACAGCAAUCAGCAGCUGCAGCAACUGCAAGCACAACAGCAUCAGCCGCAGCAGGUGCAGAUCAUACAGCAGGGCGGCGGGGCGCAGCAGCUGCAAUAUUUCAUAGCGCUGCCAGGACAGCAGCCGGCGCAGCUAGUGCAGCAACUCCAACAGCAACAGCACCAGCAGCAGCAGCACCAACAGCACCAUCAGAACAGUCUCGGCUUGAACAUUGUUGCCCAGCAGCCGACACAACAGCUAAUACUCACAGCCGGACCCAAUGGGCAGCUAACGGCGACGCCGGCGCCAGCAACCGCGGCACAGCAGCAGACGGCGCUGCUGCAGAACCUGGCUCAACAGCAACAACAACAGCAGCAACAGCAGCAGCAGCAAAUACAACUGUUGCAGCAGGUGGUGACGCCCACCGGGGAGCUGACCAAUGUUCCGAUCGCCAUAAAUGCCAAUCAGCUGCAAUUGCUGCGAUUGCAGAUGCAGCAACAACAGCAGCAGCAGCAACAACAGCAGCAGGUUGCCGCUGUACAGGCGGCGGCAGCAGCGGCGGCCGCGGCACAGCAGCAACAGCAACAGCAGCACAAUCCCCAGCAGCAGGUGAUAAUUCCCACCCAGUUGCUAACGGCACAGCAGAUCUUGCAGCUGGGUGGGACGCCCACAAAUGCAACGGCUAUAACGCAGCAGCAGCUGCAACAGCAACAGCAACAGCAGCAACAACAGCAGCAACAGCAGCAGCAGCAUCAUCACCAGCAGCAGCAGCAACAGCUACACAUCACCAGCACCAAUCCCAACAUCGGCGGCAAUAACACGGCCGGCAACAAUAGCAACAAUAACAACAACAACAGCGGCAAUAGCAAUAACAACAACAGCGCAGCAUCAAUAUUCAUAAAUGCAACGGCGUCGAACGCCCAAUUAGCAACGCAGGCGCAAGCGCAGGGUCUAAACGCAUUAACCAAUGAUCGGACACUGAGCACCGGCUUUCGGUAAAACCCAAUAGGCGGGAGAGAGACGGAGAGACAAAUCUAGAGGGAGAGAGAGAGAGAGAUAGAGAAAGCAAAAGUCCAAAACAAACGAAAACAUGGAACAGAAAACCGUAAAGGCAACGACAACAACCGAAAACCCAUAAGAGCAACCACCUUAUUACUAAGCUUAAGUUAAAAAUUUAGUUUAGGUUGAUAUGUGUUUAGCAUUGAAUCGAAGUCGAUGAAGUCGAGCUCAUCAUAUCGAAGCAUCGGGAGGCAAGUCUGUUUAUAGAUUAUUUUUUGGGCCUGCAUUUCGAUUGCGGCCCAUUCACAGCCAUUCAGCCAUUCAGUUUCGCACUAAUGUGUAUACAUAUGUAUAGAGGAGAGUUGGAUUAGUCUAAGUAAAUAUGUAAUUAAUUAAGAGUUUGUAUAAAUACCACAUAUAUAUGGGAUGAUGAGCUAAGAGAUGUCAUACAAUUUUUGUAGCAUUACUUAAUGUAUUUUAGUCCUUAGGCAGCAAAGUGAAGCCAAAAA
This is a messenger RNA of Drosophila navojoa, 2614 nucleotides long. RefSeq names its product nuclear factor Y-box C (gene Nf-YC). Gene Ontology annotation, molecular function: RNA polymerase II cis-regulatory region sequence-specific DNA binding; DNA-binding transcription activator activity, RNA polymerase II-specific; protein heterodimerization activity. The record is from RefSeq and is a predicted model, not a curated record. Gene Ontology annotation, cellular component: nucleus; CCAAT-binding factor complex. NCBI's taxonomy places the organism in Eukaryota, Metazoa, Arthropoda, Insecta, Diptera, Drosophilidae. Gene Ontology annotation, biological process: regulation of transcription by RNA polymerase II.